Schizophyllum commune H4-8 is the source of this 1448-nucleotide messenger RNA. RefSeq lists its product as uncharacterized. The transcript is spliced from 6 exons. The record is from RefSeq and is a predicted model, not a curated record. NCBI's taxonomy places the organism in Eukaryota, Fungi, Basidiomycota, Agaricomycetes, Agaricales, Schizophyllaceae. Bases 20 to 1348 code for a protein of 442 amino acids.
GUGAACUUGAUUUUGAGCCAUGACUGCUCGUCCCCCCGUACAUGAGGAGCUACGUACGCUGACAGGAGAGGUCCAACGCCUCGCAUCGUCUGUCGUAGAUGUGCAUGGUCGAUUGGCUGCGAUCUCUGAAAGAUCAGAGCAAGAGAUUACUCUACUGCUUCGAAGGUUAUCCGAAAGUGAACGGAGGAGAACAGAGCUACUGAGCUCGCGACGAUUGGACAGCUCACAAGGACGCCAACAACUGGAAACCUUGGAGCGGCAGCGUGAGGCAGAUCGCCGCAAGCUUCGACAUGCAAGGAAGUUUAUCAAGGAUCUGCUCGACGACAAAACUCCAAAUGAGUCGAGUAGCUCGUCCAGUAGUCCAAGCAGGCGAGAAAACGCGGUGAACGCUGCUCCCUCGCGUGCUUCGCCAAGCAGCAGCUCGAGCAGCUCUACAUCCAGCAUGCAUGCUUCGACCCAACCAGAUGAACGUCACCAACCUUCACCUCAACCAAGCGUCUCGCAGGAGAGCGAGGCAACAGUAAGGCCCCAGAGGCCUUCACCGAAUGAAGACGCCAGUAAUGGUGUGGCAACUACCUCAAGCGAGGAGGCUCGUGAGUCAGGUACACAGGCGCUCUCGACGUCUUUGGAUACGCCAAGCGGAGAAGAUGGAAUAUCGUUGAGAAUCCGUCACGGUGUUGCUCCAGCCUCCGCCAAGUUCUCGUCGCCGAGGCUAUCAGUCAGCGACAUCAAAGAGGCAUUGCACCUAAGCAACGAACAGACCGCUCUGCUCGACGAAAUGGGAACGCAUCCAUCGCCGCACCUGCAGUUCAGGAUUGUUGGCCCGCAUAUUUUCCUGUAUGAUCCCACGUUUCUCGAAGAGCAGACCCAGGAAAGGACCUUCCUCAUAGACUGGGGAGAGGAGGCGGAGAGUAGACGCGUCUUGGAUGCAAUCGAGAGUGCGCAAGCGGCGAACACCGUUCUGCACACGUUCAUAUUCCCUAUGCACGGUAUAAAUGCUGGGUGGCGCUACGUGGGGGCGCAUACCUAUCACGUAUUCCCCGAAGCGUGGAAUGUUUGGCGUUGCAUGCGUCGUCGUGAAGGAACACGAUCCAGAAUUGUUGACCGACUCUGUACUCGCCGUGGGCUGCCAGAGGAUGGACAUGAGCUUGACGAAUACACGCCCGAAUGCGCACAAAUGCUGGAGGACGGCCAUUUGCGUCAAGUCUGCGUGGAGAUGACUUUUGAAACAGAGCCUUACAGCGAAACGAAACGAAUGCGCAAAAUAUUGAGCCACCGGAACGCCCAGACGAGUCCGACGGUGCCUACUGGGGGACGAGCGACGGCGGAGCCUAGCAAUCGUACGUGAGACGAGAUGAACAUGAGGAGACCGAAGGUUGGGUCGAUAAAUCAUUGUGACUUCCAUUCGUUGCCACAAAUUAUCUUGAAAAAAAAAAAGUGACGCGUUC